UCCGGGAGCGCGGGAGUCUCGGUUUGUGGCGGCUUCUCUCAGGCAGCUGUGCGGUGCUACCAUUAGAGGCUCCAUUUCCCUGAGACUCACGGCCGUUUGAGGCGAAAUGGCUCCGGGCGAGAGAGCAGCAGGCGGGGGCAAUGGAGGAGCCGCCGCGACCUCAGGCUGCCCGUAGGGAGGGAGUCCGAGGGCCCUCGGAGCCGUUGGGGCCUGCGCUUUCUUUCUUUGCAGGCACACUGCCUACCGCGAAGAUGAGCUCGGCCUGGGUCACCUCUUUCGAGAAGGAGCAUCUCUGGAGGUAUCUGCAGGCGCUCGGCUUUGAGCCAGGCCCGGCGACCGUUGCCUGCGGAAAGAUCGUGUCGCACACGCACCUCGGAGUGAACAUGUUUGACAAGCUGAACCGUGAUGCCUUUCAAAUAGUUGCUUAUUUUUUGUUUCAAACGCUGGACCAGUCUCUCACCAAAGAAGUUUUCAAACUUUGUUGGCCUCCAUUUGACCAAAGAAGUGAUACUGAAUUCCGGAAGCAUUGCUGUGAAUGGUUAAAAAAGAUUUCUGCUGAAUGUGGAAGUAGCUUUCCUCAAGUUGUUGGCUCACUAUUUCUUUCUCCUGGUGGUCCUAAGUUUAUUCACCUUAUGUAUCAUUUUGCAAGAUUUGUUGCAGUAAAAUAUAUAAAAAAUCAUUCUAAAAAUUCCUCCAUACAUUUUGCAGAGACAUUUAAUGUAAAGCCACAAGAUUUGCACAAGUGCAUUGCCAGAUGCCAUGUAGCACGUAACAAAUUUUUACAAAUUUUGCAAAGAGAAGAUUGUGUUACCCGAAAAUAUCAGGAAAAUGCACAAUUAUCAGUUAAACAAGUACGAAAUUUGAGAUCGGAAUGUAUAGGACAGCAAAACCAAAUAAAAAAAAUGGAGCCCUAUGAUGAACAAAGUAAUAUACAAGAGAAAAUUCAAAAGGUUCGGUCUCUGUGGGCUUCAGUGAAUGAAACACUCAUGUUUUUGGAAAAAGAGAGAGAAGUUGUUACUUCAGUCCUUAGUCUUGUUAACCAAUAUACUUUAGAUGGAACUAAUGUUGCUAUCAAUAUUCCAAGGCUCUUACUUGACAAAAUUGAGGAGCAGAUGUGUCAGUUGCGCAUAGGAAAUGUUUAUGAGGCUGGAAAAUUGAACGUCUUAACAGUUAUUCAGUUAUUAAAUGAAGUCUUGAAAGUAAUGAAAUAUGAACAUUGUCAGGCUGACCAACCAAGACUGACAAUAGACCUUCACUUCCUUGAAAAGGAGACCAAAUUUCAGAGAGAAAGAUUAUCAGAUCUGAAGCAUAUGAGGUGUAAAAUGAAAGAAGAACUCACAACUAUAAGACAUUCUAUUGUUGAAAGACAAGGAGAGUGGCAGAAAAAGUGGGAAGAAUUUCUUGGUUUGUCCCCUUUCAAUCUAAUUAAAGGUUCGACGCCAGCUGUGGAUCUUUUACCACCUAUGUCUCCCCUUUCAUUUGAUCCUGCCUCAGAAGAAGUAUAUGCAAGGAGUAUUCUUUUGCAGUAUCCUGCUUCACUUCCAGAUACACCUAAGCAGCAUAACCAAGAAAAUGAUUGCAGAAGAGCCAGUGAUAUGGUAGGAACUGUAUAUGAUCUAGCCAACAGCCCUGCUUCCUUCCUUUUGCAGCCAGUUUCAUCAUCAGAUAGAAACAGUGUUACACUACUUGAAAAGGAUACGAUGAUGAGAACACCUAGAGAGAAAAACGAAAUAAUUUCUAAGAAAACACCAGAAUUUGAAGUGGAAGAGUCUCCAUCAUCAAAUAUUGCAAAGAAUAUAGAGAGUAGUGCAUUUGGAGGGUCUGUGCCAGCUAAAAAAAGUGAUCCAUUCCAAAAAGAGCAAGAUCAUCUGGCAGAAGAGGUUGCGAGGGCCGUUUUAUCUGACUCACCACAGUCCUCUAAAGGAAAAGAAGUAAAAUUAGAGGAACUAAUUGACUCCCUAGUUUCUAACCCAUUCUUAACAAGGAACCAAAUUCCCCGAACUCCAGAAAACUUGAUAAGUGAAAUUAGGAGCUCAUGGAGAAAAGCUGUUAAAAUGGAAGAUAACAGAAGUGAAGAACCAAUUCAAAUGGAUACUGAACACAGAGAAGCGUUGCCAGAAUCCUCACCUGUGUUGCAUAAUCAAAGAGAAUUUAGCAUGGCCAGUUUUCUCUCAGCAACCACUGUAUCCGAUUCUAGCCAUUCUCGUUCGCCGGAAGAGAAAGUUGUUUCAGAUUGUCUCAAGUGUGUGCCUCAGAAACAUGUGGUGACCAGUCACAAAGGUGAAUCAGCAACACAAAAUCAGUCAGAUUUGUUAGAUAAGGAAAUAAUUUGCAAGCCAGAUUUGGAGUGUACAGCUUUACAGAACAAGCUUUUAGAAACUAGCCAAAUAGAGACAUUCUCCCCUGCUGUAGGCAAUAGGAGAGAUGUGAUACGUAGCAGUGAAGAGGAGUGUAUUAAAAUAUUGGACCACCCACAAGUUUCUUACAAAGAACCUUCCAUGCAUAAAAGUAUGUUAUGGGACUCUUUUCAGGUAUUAAGUGGAAUUAGUUCCAGGAGUUUUAAGGAUACUGAUUUUGGAAUAUUACAUGAAACUCUUCCAGAAGAACUUGGUCACUUAAGUCUUAAUAGUUCCAGUAGUACAGAGGCCAAUUUUAAACUGGAACCAAAUAGUCCUAUGCACAGUGGCAUUUUUCCAGAAGGUGGGGGAGAAACAGAGACUACUCCAGAAUCAAACUUCAGUUUACAAGCUAUUUGCAGUAGAUAUGAGGCUCUGAAAAAAUCUCUGUCCAGGAAUAGGGGAGAAACUUACCUCUCUAGUCCUGAAACAGUUGAAAGAUACAAAUCAGCAUUGAGCCCUACUCCCCCAGACAUGCAAACAGAUGAUAUGCUGAACUUUUUGGACACUCAUGAUUUGCACAUUGACUAUUCAAAACCAUCUUUACGCAUGUCCCUUGGUGAAAGAAAACGGUCUCUUUCACCACUAAUUAAGUUUUCUCCAGUGGAACAGAGAUUGAGGACCACAAUACCAUGUAGUCUUGGAGAACUUCUACCUAAUUUAACAGAAGAAGAACUCUUGACCAAGAGUCUUGAUGCAAAAGAAUCUCCGUGUGACUUUAAAAGAUGAAGUAGUCGGCCAGUUAAUUUAACUAUGAUGCACUUAAGUUGAAGGAAUGUCACAGGAUAAAAACUGAUUUAUAAUUUAAAUACAUGUUGGCAGUGUAACUCUACUUCAAGGUCUAAAAAAUCCUAAAUAAUGCCUUUUAACCUCCUCUAAUGUUUUUAGGUAAGGAGAGUAUGUUUGGAUUUUCUCUCUUUGUAUGGAUAUGGAGUUGAAAUGUGAAGUAUUUGGAAAGCAGACAUCAAGUUGUGUGAAGCCAUUUUGAUUUCUUGAAUAAUCUUGUAAGCAUUAAGUAAAUGGCAAAGUAGUAGUUUAACUGAUUUGUUAUAAUUUCAGUUAAUUAACAUAAGGAUGAGUAGUUUUUGAUGUACUUUUAUUAGGUGGUUAACAUAGCCAUUGAAUACAGAUCUUUCAUUUUAGGGAAACAUAACUUUUAUUGUUUCUUUAUGGAACAUUCUGGUACUAAGCAAAAAAAGUGAGAAAAGUAGUGCCUUUGGAUGUGUAGUCAAAAUGACAAGGUUUAAGUUUGGGAAAGCUCUAAACAGGUUUAAUGAUGAUUCAAGUAGGUUGGUCCUGAAAAGUGAUGUUUGAUGGAAUAAAGUGCAUGUGAUGAUAAGUGAAGACUGGGGCAGAAUGAAUUUAGAAAAAAGGAAACAGAUGGAAGAAGACGACUAGACACUCUUAAGAAACAGUGUUAAACUAGAAAUCCAUUCAGUGGGUUGUAUAGGAGAUUUAUAUUUAGUCUAAUUUAGACUUGGAGAAUUUAAUUUAACCCUAGUUUUAUACUUUAAAAGAAAAAAUGUAAAUUAAAAAAUUUAUUCAUCUG
This is a messenger RNA of Diceros bicornis minor, 3945 nucleotides long. RefSeq names its product HAUS augmin like complex subunit 6 (gene HAUS6). Gene Ontology annotation, biological process: spindle assembly. NCBI's taxonomy places the organism in Eukaryota, Metazoa, Chordata, Mammalia, Perissodactyla, Rhinocerotidae. The transcript is spliced from 17 exons. Gene Ontology annotation, cellular component: HAUS complex; mitotic spindle microtubule. Gene Ontology annotation, molecular function: microtubule binding. Bases 141 to 3125 code for a protein of 994 amino acids. The record is from RefSeq and is a predicted model, not a curated record.